AAAUUAGCUGAAAGGAUUGUUAAACAGAAAGAACAGGAACGUAUCAAUGCAGCGCAGGAUAUGCAGCGUGAAUUAGAAGAAAUAGAUGUGCGAAAAUCGGAGGUUAAAGUAGUAGCUAGUGAUCUAGAAAGGCGAUUAUGUGAUGAUGCAGAAAAUCAAUGGAUUCUGGAGCAAUGGCUUUUGUAUGUACAAGAAAUGGCGCAGUUAAAACAACGUGAAGAGGAACUAAGACUUCGAGUGUAUGAGUUUGAGGUGAAUCAGGAGUAUAAAUGUCUUCAGAUGCAGUUGAAAGAGGUGCAGGAUGUUGAUGUAUUGGGCCGAUCUGCCGAUGAAAUUCAGACAGAGAAAAUGGUGCUGAAGAAAAUACUAGAAGUUCUAGAAAGACGUGAUACGAUACAAAAACAGCUAAAACAAGUAAAAAAAAGGGCCUUGGAACUUCAAGAUUCAGAACCAUCUAUAGCAAUCAGAUUGAGAGGAGCUUCUUACCACAAUUUUGAACCAGUCUUUAUAUAA
This is a messenger RNA of Thelazia callipaeda (thelaziosis nematode), 513 nucleotides long. Lineage: Eukaryota; Metazoa; Nematoda; Chromadorea; Rhabditida; Thelaziidae. The record is from the annotation of a GenBank genome assembly.